Molecule: messenger RNA, 1617 nt
Organism: Penicillium argentinense
Lineage: Eukaryota; Fungi; Ascomycota; Eurotiomycetes; Eurotiales; Aspergillaceae
Product: flavin-containing monooxygenase
Exons: 2
Coding region: 1-1617 (538 amino acids)
Source: RefSeq, a predicted model, not a curated record
AUGCCUUCGAUCGCAAACAUUCACAAGCGCCAUGCCUAUGGCAAAGAUGCGCAUACCUAUUACCCCGUCCUCAUUGUCGGCGCCGGUGAAUCGGGCGUGGCCAUGGGCUGUCGCCUGAAGGAGGUGCUCGGAACAGACCAGUUCCGAAUCUUUGAGCGGCAGUCAGGGAUCGGUGGUACCUGGUGGAUUAACCGGUAUCCUGGUGUGGCCUGCGAUAUUCCUGCGAUAUUCUAUUCCUUCUCUUUUGCGCCAAAGAAGAAUUGGUCGACCUUGCACCCGUCUGGGCCGGAGAUCGCGCAAUAUCUCGCCGAUGUCUGUGAAAAGUACCAGAUCGUGGAUAAGAUCCAAUUCCACACCGACGUCAAGCAUCUUCGCUGGAUCGAGGAAGAUGAGGAGUGGGAAGUCACCCUCUCUCAUCUCGUUCCUGGGACCGGAGAUCUGUCAGCCUAUGAUCGAGAGCAGCUGGCUAUCAACGAGGGUGCGCACUCGGUAUAUAUCAAAGAAGAGAUCGUGCGCGCCAAGAUUGUUGUCAGCGGAGUCGGCGGUCUAGUUGAGCCAAGGACAUGGCCAAAGGACAUCCCGGGCAUCGAGAACUUCGAGGGUGAGAUUAUGCACACGGCUCGAUGGGACGACGAAAUCGACCUGGAGAACAAAGAUGUCAUUGUCUUUGGCUCGGGCUGCAGUGCUGCACAGGUCGUGCCGGAGCUGGCCAAACCAGAGGUCAAUGUUCGCUCGAUCACCCAAAUAAUGCGGACUCCUCCCUGGGUUCAGCCGGAUCUUCUUCCACCUCACCUGCUGGCAAAAUGGGAGAAAUGGAUGCCAACUCUGAUGUCGAACAUUCCGGGUCUGGCAUCCUUCCUGCGAAACAGUCUGUUCCUCAUGCUGGAGCUCAACUUCCUUGCCAUGUUCACGAAUACAGCAUACGGUCGUCGAAAGAGACCGCAGAUUGAGAAGGCUUUCCUGGCUCAUAUGCGCGAGAUGGCGCCGAAAGAAUACCAUGAGAUCCUGACGCCAAACUACAGCCUAGGCUGUAAGCGACGCAUCAUUGACGGGACCUGGUAUCGCAGCUUGAAUGCGCCCAAUGUCGAGUUGACGACGCAGCCCCUCACCCGUGUACGCGCAAAGAGCGUCACAUUGGGCCCUGGCACUCACUACCCGCCUAACCAGAGCAACCAUACCAAUGAAGUUAGGGAGGUCCCGGCUGAUGUGCUCAUUCUUGGCAACGGCUUUGAAACCAACAAAUGGCUGCACCCGCUGAAAAUGACCGGAAAGGGGAAUAAGGACAUUCAGGAGCUGUGGGAUGAGCGCGGUGGUGCCCAGGCGUAUCUUGGUAUUGCGGUGGACCAGUUCCCCAACUUCUUCAUGCUUUUUGGGCCGAAUACCGCGACGGGACAUACGAGUGUCAUUUUUGCAACCGAAAAUGCGGUCAAUUAUUCGCUGAACUUCAUCAAGCCUAUCUUAGAGGGCAAGGUCAGCUCUUAUGAGAUCAAAGAGGAAGCCGAGCGCACGUGGACAAAGGAAGUGCAAGAUCAACUACAGAAGACCGUCUUCCGCCGGGGUGUAUGCUCCAGCUGGUAUAUCACUGCAGACGGGUGGAACUCGUCGACCUACCCGUGA